Molecule: messenger RNA, 510 nt
Organism: Glossina fuscipes
Lineage: Eukaryota; Metazoa; Arthropoda; Insecta; Diptera; Glossinidae
Product: serine protease inhibitor Kazal-type 1
Exons: 1
Coding region: 227-451 (74 amino acids)
Molecular function (GO): protein binding
Source: RefSeq, a predicted model, not a curated record
GAGUGAGGAAAGCAAAGAAUAAAUAUUACUACGGACUGCUCUUCAUCGAACGAACAUUUACACCUAAUCAGUUUCAUUCAAUGCCUUUCGGUAAUUAGUUGUGCUUGUAAGUAGAAAUAAAAAGAAGACGCGAUUUCGUUUUCCCUCUUGCCCUAUAAUUGGACGAGAAAUUAAUUAUAAAUAGCAAAAAUACAAAACAAUAACAGAAACAACAAGAGCGAACAAAAUGAAAUUAACCAAUUUAAUGACGUUGGUAGCGACGGUAAUAUUCGUCAUAUUUGGCGUACAACUUAAUACUGUUGCAGCUCUAUGCCCUUGUCCCCGCAUUUAUGAUCCGGUAUGUGCCGAUAAUAUGAUAACGUAUAGCAAUCGCUGCGAAUUUGAAUGCUCUAAUACAGAAAUGAAACGCAGCGGACGCCAGCUAAGAGUACUGCGAUGGGGACAAUGUUAAGAAAAUUCAAAAAAUAAAAAAAAGAACAAAAUGCUAUUCUUCUUAUUGAUGAAAAUAUU